AUGUUAGACCGGCGCCAAGACUCGUCGGCGAGCUCGGGCAGCGAGAGCGAGGCCGAGUCGACACUCUCGUCGGGGUACCAGACGCGAGAAUGCGCCGUGCCCGGCUAUGUCGCCACCCAUCCCGUGUUCACCGCGACCGGCUUGCUGGACAUGCUGGGCGAGGACGCGGAGAUCAGCUUCCCGUGCGAGCCGGACACAUUCUUCAAGGUCAUGAGUGCCGCGACUACCAUCUACGAGGCGACACCGCCGAACAUCGAGAAGCUCGCCGUCGCCGCGUUCCUUACUCGGUUGUCGCGCCUGAACGAAUGGGCACACUAUGACCGGCGCAAGCCCACCACCCGCGCCCGUCGCCGUCGCGACGGCACGCCCACCGAGCAAAGCAGCGGGCCCUCGCCCGAACCUGCUGUGCCCCACUUCUCUCGCUUCUCGCGUCCGUCGUCAAGCCUCACCGUCAUCGGAUCCGAGGAGACGGUUGCCCCACGCACUGUAGCAACGAAGCAGCACCUCGACGAGGCGGUGGCUUCACUCCAGGGCGAUAUCGCACAGGGCUUUGCACGCAUCGAAGGCAAGAUGGCAGAAAUGCAUGCGACGACCAGGCUGGGUGCAACAGCCCCGCAGCCACUGCGCGAGGAAGCACAGACACUGCAGAACAUCACCCGCCUGCUGUCCAAGCUCGAGUUACAGGCCAACCAGCUCGCCAACAACCUCGACCUGUCCGUGCGGAAGGCCGAGCGCCGCAGUGCCCACCAGCUGCCCGUGUCGCGCGAGGAGUUAUGCGUCCGGCUUGCGGAGAUGAGUGGCGAGCUGAACGACAUCAAGUUACUCCGCACGGGCAAGGCAGACAAAGGGGUUGCGCCAGAGAUUGUCGUCACGGCCGCCAAGUCAAGGGCGUCGUCAAUCGAGGCGACACCAGCUGGAUCCAAGACAGACGUGCCGUCUACCCCGCCAGUGGCCUUCAACCCCGCUCCCACAUCGCAGUUCACCUUUGGCACUGUCUCACCGGUGGCUCGUGCCUCAUCCUCGUCAACUUCUGCUGAGGGGAAGAAGGAUGCCAAGGCGUCUGUCCCCACAACCGCGUCCGCUUCGCUCGGUGCGGCAAUGCUAGCCAGGGCGACAACCCCCUCAACCGAGCAGACUGCCCUUGGUGAGGCAGUGAUGCUGUUCAAGAAGCCCAGCAGCACCGCUCUCCGCCCGACUGCCAAGCCGUUCGUCGUUGGGGCUGGUGAUGCAGCCUCACCCGCGACCUCCCCACGCCCCGCGUGGACGUGCGAUAUUUGUUUACUCAAGAACCCCGACUCGGCCUGGAAGACGUGCCUCGUCUGCGAGUCGCCACGCCCAAGCGCGGUUAGUUCUUCUGCACCUGGUCCUCUCAGCACUCCGGCUACCACCGCCACUGGAGCGACCUCCUUAGCGACAUCCUCAGGUCCCCUCUGGGAAUGCGACACGUGUGCGCUUCACAACCCCGACUCGGCCAAGGAGAAGUGCCUCGUCUGCGAGGCACCUCGCCCUCAGGUGCAGACCGAGUCUUCGUCGUCCGCCACAGCCACCGGGAGCUCAGUCGCUCCUGCCACAACGGCUCCCCCCCGACUCGUUCUUACCCAAACCACACCCCGGCUCACAUUCACCUUCGGCAGCGUCACCCCGUUAAGAUCAGACCCGUUAACCGUGCCCUCAGUGGCUGAUGGCGCGGCGUUCAGCAAGUACGCGGGCAGACCGACGGCGCUGGCCGCGUCCAAGGGCGACUCUGCUCUCAGCGAGGCCGAUCCCAAGAAAGACGGCGCAAAGACCGUGCUUGCCACCAAGGGCACGCGCUCCUCCUUCAAGACUGAUACGUCCAAGUCUGUCGACGACGCUCAGCGCCAGCACGGCCACCACCCUUAUGCUCCCGUGCCCAACUUACCCUCCCGCCACCCCAGCCAGGUGAGACGGGCCAUUCCUCCUCCUUCCGAGGAGAAGACGGACAAGGCGGACAAGGGCAAGACCAAGCAAGACGAGGGCGUGAACGAGGUUGGAAGCGAGGUCCAGACAAAGCCUGCCACCUUGGUCCUUUCUAUCCCUGUCAUCGAACCUAUCGCGCGUCCCGGCACCCAGCAAGGCUCUCGCUCUCCGUCCCCGCUUCCUUCGAUCACGGAGAUUGACGAGCACGAUGAGCCUCAGCUGAUUCGGGCGUCUGGGAGCGCGGCGAUCAACCUUGCGGAGGCCACGCUCGGGGCAGCCCCUAGGAGCUUCUUGGACACUGCUGCCACCCAGACGUCAAACCACCCGCUCUUCGCUCAACCUCCCAACCCGCCGUCGUACAGGACUUUCAACCCUUCCGGCUCAUACUUCCGCGAGAACAGCUUCAGCACGAACCCCUCACACCGGCCGUCUACCACACUGAGCUCGAACCAGCGCGAAAACAGCUUCAGUACCAACCCUUCUGGCAACCUGCCCCCGUUCGGGGCCACAGCACCUGUGCCCCCUCCAGACCUGUGGGCGCAGACCCGCCCGCCCGUCUCCAUUCCCUCCCCAUCCUUCUCAUCGCCCUUCCCUCUGUCUUACCCUCCACCCCGCCCGUUCGGCCGCUCAACCAACCCAUUCGUCAACACUCCGCCCCCGCCGCCGGCGUACCAGCCCGGCCAUGGCCUGAUCGGCCAGCCUGGCGGAGCAGGUCAGCCUAGCGGCCUCGCAGCUCAACCCGGUGGGUUCGGCUUCAGCGGUCUGGCUGGUCAACCUGCCAGUCAGGCAGGCCGGCUCACGCCCGCCGCGCCAGUGUUCGUCCCCGCCGCGGCUGGACCCCUGUUCCGCCCGCCCCCGCCACCGACGAGCAACUCGAACCUGAACCCCGGCGAGUGGACCUGCAAGCGUUGCACGCUCAUCAACGCUCCCCCGUCGGCGGCCUUCUGCUCGUUAUGCGAGGCGCCGCGCGACCCCGGGUGGGAGGCACCUCGCACGAGCGGCUUCCAGUUCUCAUCGCACCCGUGGCGUCCGAUCUAG
This is a messenger RNA of Vanrija pseudolonga, 2976 nucleotides long. Its product is annotated as Nuclear pore complex protein. The record is from RefSeq and is a predicted model, not a curated record. Gene Ontology annotation, cellular component: nucleus. Gene Ontology annotation, biological process: DNA repair. Gene Ontology annotation, molecular function: metallopeptidase activity. The coding region runs from base 1 to 2976 and encodes 991 amino acids. NCBI's taxonomy places the organism in Eukaryota, Fungi, Basidiomycota, Tremellomycetes, Trichosporonales, Trichosporonaceae. The transcript has 3 exons.